Molecule: messenger RNA, 4167 nt
Organism: Marmota monax (woodchuck)
Lineage: Eukaryota; Metazoa; Chordata; Mammalia; Rodentia; Sciuridae
Gene: Ppp1r3d
Product: protein phosphatase 1 regulatory subunit 3D
Exons: 1
Coding region: 394-1290 (298 amino acids)
Biological process (GO): regulation of glycogen biosynthetic process
Cellular component (GO): protein phosphatase type 1 complex
Molecular function (GO): protein phosphatase 1 binding; glycogen binding
Source: RefSeq, a predicted model, not a curated record
GCCCGCUGGAGUUGCAGCCCUAUAAGAAACCCACGGACGGGGAGGUGGGAGGCGCCUUCGGCGGCGCGCCCUUCCCGUAAGCCCAGCUGAGCGAGAGGAGGUGCGCCCUGCCCUCUCGGGGUGGCCCGAGCAGCUCCACCAGAGAAGCACUCGGCGCCCUGGAAAAUACUUGGUGCUUCCCCCCCCCCGCCCCGCCGCUCCUUGGGAGAAGCGGAGGACCUAAGGUGAGGACUUGAGGGGAGGGCGUGGCGGGCUCAGGGUCCCCUGCAAGGUUGCAGAUCCGGCGGACACCCAGUGGCUUCGGAACAGGACUGGGGACACGGAGGAAGCCGGCUAGGAGUGGUAAGAUUGCCCCGCGGUUCUGACUCCCACCGCCGGACCGACGGCUGCGCCAUGUCCAGAGGCCCAGGCUCUACCAUCCUACCGCCAGCCUUGGGGUUCCGGAAGCCUGCUCCCCGGAGCCUCAGCUGCCUAUCGGACCUGGACAGGGGCGCAGCCCCGGAGCCAAGGCCCUGUAGGCCUCCGGAGAGCCCGGGCCGCGCGCCGCUGGCCCCCGCCCCCAUGGGCUGCGACCCCCAGCUGCGGCCCAUCAUCCUGAGGCGAGCGCGCUCACUGCCCAGCUCCCCAGAGCGCCGCCCGAAGGCCUCGGGUGCGCAGGGCGCUGCGUGUCGGCCAGGCUGCAGCCGGCAGCUCCGCGUGCGCUUCGCAGAUGCUCUGGGCCUGGAGCUGGCCCAGGUCAAGGUGUUUAAUGCGGGAGAUGACCCGUCAGUGCCGCUGCACGUGCUGUCACGGCUAGCCAUCAACUCGGACCUGUGCUGCAGCAGCCAGGACCUGGAGUUCACUCUGCGGUGCCUGGUGCCAGAUUUCCCACCGCCUGUCGAGGCCGCUGACUUCGGCGAGCGUCUGCAGCGCCAGCUCGUGUGCCUGGAGCGGGUCACCUGCUCGGAUCUGGGCAUCAGUGGUACGGUGCGCGUGCGCAACGUGGCCUUCGAGAAGCAAGUGGCCGUGCGCUACACCUUCUCCAGCUGGCGCAGUGCGCAUGAAGCGGUGGCGCGGUGGCGCGGGCCGGCAGGCUCUGAAGGCACUGAGGACGUCUUUGCCUUCGGUUUCCCGGUGCCACCCUUCCUGCUAGAGCUUGGAUCGCGUGUGCACUUCGCCCUUCGCUACCGAGUGGCCGGUGCUGAGUACUGGGACAACAACGACAGCCGAGACUACAGCCUCACAUGUCGCAACCACGCUCUGCACAUGCCACGUGGGGAGUGUGAAGAGAGCUGGAUCCACUUCAUCUGAGCAGCGGUCAGGGUACCUGGAGCUCUGAGAUGCUGGUCUGCAGGUCUUUCCUGACUGGGUGGCCACUUCUUGGUGGGUUCACCUACCCUUCCGCACCCCCAAGUUCUGAACUCAUUUCCUUUUCAAGGUCUCUUGACAGUGGCCCUUCCUGCCUUCUACAUGAAAUUUCCUUGUCUAAUGAGUAGCCUCACGUAGCCAGCAGGCCAACUCGGUUGUGGAGUGUGUUGGGGGAGGGUCCUGGGAGGGUAGGUGCAUGGGAGUGUGUGCCUCUCUGGAGAGGACCCAUGCAAGGUUUUGGGGAUAGACCCACCUGCUGCUAGGAAGGCCUUUUGCAUGUGUCUGGAAUGUGUCCCUGAACUAGCUGAUAUUUGUUAUUGUGAUGUUGGGACCUUAGGCCCAUAGCUGAUACCUUCUCAGGAAUAUUCUGAAUUUAAUAAGCUUAAAGUCCUGUUGUGUGUUUGUGCCCGUUGUAAACAAAAUGUGCAGUGUGACCUGCAUUAUGGUCCCUGGAGGCAUUCCUGCCCUGGGACAAGGAAAAUCUGAGACCUCAUUUGCUUGCCAAUGCCUGUAGCCGUCUAGCAGUGGCAACUAUUAAUAGGCAGAAACCUCUGCCUUACCAGCCAUCACUGGGCUUCGUGGCAGUGUCUCCCCCGAACCAACAGCUGAGGAGAAAGUCGAGGCUGCCACCGGCAACAGCCUUUCCUCUGCCCCCCCCCCUCCUCUCCCAUCCUGCUCUUUUCUUGUUCUUGUUUGGUAAUUGUGUGUCUGCACAUUAUCUCUUGGGCCCUCCUGUUUGGGUUUGAAACUACCUAAACAUAUCAAGAAAUCUUGCCUUAAGUUAUUUCAAUUUUCAGGUGACUGUAGAAUUUCAAGCAACAUGCCCUUUGUAAUUACUUUUUUGACAAUGAAGGUGACUAUAAUUUCCUUUUAAGCAUCAGAAAAUUCCAGGAUUUGUCUUUUCCAAGUCCAGUUACCAAGUGGAACUAGAAGGUGUUUUCAGCAUUAGCUAGAGCCCUUGAGGAAAAAUAAUUCACAAAUUUUAUACUUCUGAGUUAUUUUAAAUUGUACUUAUGUGAGGUUUUUAUCAGCUACCUGCAACUUUAUUCUUUGUGCCUUCAGAUAGGAGAAAUUUUUAACAUUUUCUGGACUUGUUUCCCAGUUUUUAAAUGUUAAAUGCUUUAAAAAAAAAAAAAACACCUCCAACUAAGUAGUCAAGCCCACUGCUCCAGAGUUAUCUGCUACUCCCGUGGAGAGGCUGAGGAGUUCUUUUGGUGCUGAGUGGUGGUCUUUCAGACAGCAGGUGCUAGAAUUGAUGCAUGAAAACCCAGCUGAGAUGGACAGAACCUCCAAUAUGGGACCCAUGUGAUACAGCUGAAGCCAGUGUGGUUGAUUUUGUGAUGGCUGUCACCAGGAGUAAUGCUUAAAUUUUUGAAUACCUGUUGACACUUGUCUAAAUCAGUAUUGAAAAGAUGCAUUUUACCUUUUAACUAGUUUGUUUUUGAUAAUUGCAACCUUUGUGUUUUUAAAGUGCCAAGAACAAUGACCUUCUUUGGUAACUUUUGAUCUAAGAACACCAAAUCUUGAUUUAAAAUCUUGUGAUUAAAUUGCACACUCUUUGCCUGUUAGGGCUGUGAACUACAUUGGCAUGCAAGACAGGGAAGCCCUGGUGCAUCUCCUGCUGCUUAACAAACCAUCCAAUUAGGUCAGCAAGUGUGGGAGGGCCUUGGCUGCUCUGCCUAUGGGCCCCAGCCCAGAGUGCAAGACAAUUGUCCCUACUAUUCAGGUACAAGUGAGAGCUGCCAAAUGGGUUGUCUAAAGGCAUGUAAAGUAUCUUUCAUCUAUGUGAAAGUCACUUGACAGAAGGAUUCUGGUCAUAAAAUAGUUAUAUCAUCAAAAUUAAGAGAACCUUAGGUGCCUUUUAAAAAAGUAACAUUUUGAAACUUUAAAGCUUCAAUAGACAGCUCAAGAGUUUUCAGACCCUAGUCAAAGCUAUAUUGCUUAGAUGUUAAAAGCUUGUAGUGGAUCGUGCAAUUGCUGGGUUGUCUCCCCAAACGUAUUAUAAUGUAAUGCAAUGAAAAUGAUUUUACUGAAGUAUUAAAGUAUUAUGUGCAAAAAUGUCUGUGUGCACUAUUUAAGUGGAAUUUUUUGUGGUCUAAUCACAGAAAACAAAGGUUUAGAAACUUCAUUGUUUAAAUCAUUUCAUGCAUAAGUUUUAUCCUUUUCACAGCACUGAUAAAUGUAGGGUCUUAGUUUAAAAAAAAAAAAUAUGUUGCAACUCACCUUCAGCAACAGAGUUGUAUAUGCUUUUGAAAAACUGAAAGUUUAUGCCAGGUUAACAUUACAUAUGAAGAAAGCUCUAAGGAACCUGGGGAGUGCUAAUUAUUCUACUUACAGCACUUACCCCUGUGCAUGGAAUUGUACCUGUCUGCCCUUCCACCAGUGUGUGAUCCUGUUAAAUACAAAGCCUUGCCCUUGUUGGAAAUGAAACAUUUAUUUUGUCCUUUUUUUAACUGUUUAGGCAAAAUAAUGGGUGCUUUAUUUGAUUUCAGUUAAUUCUGCAAAAUAUGCUACCUGGUUGAUAAUAUAUAUGCCCAUUCUGUUAGCUGAGGUGACCAAAGUUCAAAGAGGUUUAAGUAAUUCACCUAACAUCCCACAGCUGGUAAGUAGUCAAUUCAGCCUUCAAACUUACAACAAGCUCCUUGUUCUUUUGGCCAUUGUGAUAUGGCAUCCAGAAUGUUUCCAAUAAGUGCUUGUUAAAUUUAAUUAAAAGGGGCUGUGGAGGUAGCUCAGCAGUUGGUUAUUUACCUAGCAUACACAGGCCCUGGGUUCAACCUUCUGCAGUGCAGGGAAAAAAUGCUGUUAUAAUUUGGAUAUGAG